Molecule: messenger RNA, 1883 nt
Organism: Anopheles coustani
Lineage: Eukaryota; Metazoa; Arthropoda; Insecta; Diptera; Culicidae
Gene: Gmppb
Product: mannose-1-phosphate guanyltransferase beta
Exons: 1
Coding region: 361-1470 (369 amino acids)
Biological process (GO): GDP-mannose biosynthetic process; cell wall mannoprotein biosynthetic process
Cellular component (GO): cytoplasm
Molecular function (GO): mannose-1-phosphate guanylyltransferase (GTP) activity; GTP binding
Source: RefSeq, a predicted model, not a curated record
AUGAUUCACUUCUGCACUUGAUAUUGCUUUUUCUGCCAAAUAGCAUUAACAUUUUUAACCCCAAGUGGGCUUUUAUCAAGCUAUUCUAUGUGUUUACUGUGUAGUGUUGCAUCCAAUUCAAUCCUAUAGUUUGUGGAGUUUGGUGCAUUCGAGGACAUUUGUGGAAAAUAAACGAUUGUGAUAUCUUCACACUGCCGGUUUUGUGUAACGAAAAGACGAACUCUCAGAAGGAUCAUUUUUGCUGAUAACAGCGAUUCCUACUUAAGGCACUUCUAAUUCAUCGCUAUCAUAGUAAGCACAUCACUUACGUGUCCGACAUCGUGUCCGCUACCUCGCAGUAAGUACGUGAAAGAGCAAAAGAUGGGUGUCGUUGGCAAAGGCUCUGGAAUGCGCGCUCUGAUUCUGGUUGGAGGAUAUGGCACCCGGCUACGCCCGUUGACCCUCAGCACACCGAAACCGUUGGUGGAGUUUGCCAACAAACCGAUCCUGCUGCAUCAGAUUGAGGCCCUCGUCGAGGCGGGUGUUACCCAGGUUAUCCUUGCCGUGUCGUACCGCGCCGAGCAGAUGGAGGCCGAACUGAGCGCCCAGGUCGAGCGGCUCGGUGUGAAGCUUAUCUUUUCGCAUGAAACGGAACCCCUCGGAACGGCCGGACCGCUGGCACUGGCUAAAUCGAUACUCUCCGAGAGCACGGAACCAUUCUUUGUGCUCAAUUCCGAUAUCAUUUGCGACUUUCCGUUCAAAGAGCUGGAACAGUUCCAUCGGAGGCACGGACGCGAGGGUACCAUCGUGGUGACACGUGUCGAGGAACCCUCCAAGUACGGCGUGGUGCUGUACGCGGACGAUGGCUGCAUCAAGAGCUUCAUCGAAAAACCGCAGGAGUUUGUGAGCAACAAAAUCAACGCCGGCAUGUACGUGCUCAACCCGUCCGUCCUUUCCCGCAUCGAGCUGAAGCCUACUUCGAUCGAGAAGGAAAUCUUCCCGGUGAUGUCGCGCGAAAAGGAACUGUACGCCUUCGAGUUGAACGGGUUCUGGAUGGACAUCGGACAGCCGCGAGACUUCCUCACUGGGAUGUGCCUGUAUCUGUCAUCCGUUCGCCAGAGGCAACCGGAGCGACUGUACAGUGGGCCGGCCGGAUUCGUCGGGAACGUGCUGGUCGAUCCAACUGCCAAGAUUGGAGCCGGAUGUCGGAUCGGACCGAACGUUACCAUCGGCCCAAAUGUCGUCAUCGAGGACGGAGUGUGUAUUAAGCGGUGCACCAUUCUGAAGGAUGCCAUCAUCAAGUCGCACUCCUGGUUGGACAGUUGCAUCAUCGGGUGGCGUUGCGUCGUCGGCCGAUGGGUGAGGCUCGAGGGAACGACAGUGCUGGGGGAGGACGUCAUCGUGCAGGACGAGAUCUACAUCAACGGUGGACAGGUGUUGCCACACAAGAGCAUAGCGUUGAGCGUUCCCGAACCACAAAUUAUCAUGUAAAUCCGGCAUAAGCGCCAUACCCUUCGCCAUCGCCCGACGUUGAUUAGGAAAAAAAGAAGAGAAGAGGAAACAUAAAACGGAGGUUCCGCGAAUACAAUCGUUAUCCACCGAAUAUGAUAAACCGGUUAUUUUGCGUUCCACCUACCGUGGCAUCUAAUCUUUUUAGUUGAAUCAAAGAUACGUGUGCGUUUGUUUGCCUAGUUUUACAUUUAUUUGAAAUUUAUCUUCUAAGGUUUCGAGAACGCAUGAACAAACUAACAUUGGUUCAAAAAGGUAUAUGUUCUGUGUAUCGAAGUUAAGUAAAGGAAUUUUUCCAUAUUUACCUUCUUGCUGUCUCUUUGAUUGGUUUUAGCUUUUUUUUUAAGUGCAUAAAAGUGCCUACACUGAAAGGACCUCUAACUUAGAUUCUCGAA